AUGGCCAGCCCAAAGUCCCCCAAAAGCCCACGAGGCGGCUCCUCCACCAAGUCACCACCAGCGCCGAUAUCUCCUGACACUGCGCAGCCGUCAGCAGCAGGCGAAGUGCCUACGACGGAAAUCCCAUUUCACGAUAAUGAGAAUGAAGAGGGCGACUCUGGCGUAGAAGAUGACGAGGAUGACAACGCCUCAUCCACCGCUUCUCUCACCGACAGCAUCUACGAUUAUCGCAACAUCCACGGGCGCACAUACCAAAACUCCAAGACGACCCAAUACUGGGGCCCCAACGACGAGCGACAGAACGAUGGGCUCGACAUCUCGCACCACUUCAUUACCAUGGUCCUCGGCGACAAACUAUUCGAGGCGCCCCUGUCCAAACCCCCCACCAGAGUUCUUGACGUUGGCACCGGAACAGGCAUCUGGGCCAUCGACAUGUCCGACGCAUACCCGUCCGCCGAGAUCAUAGGAACCGACAUCAGCCCCAUCCAGCCCAUGUGGGUGCCGCCAAACUGCAUGUUCCACAUUGAAGACGCGCAGCUCGAAUGGACCUAUGAGCCCGAAUCAUUCGACUACAUCCACAUCCGAGGGCUCUACGGCAGCAUCAGCGACUGGGGCGCGCUCUACAAGCAGGCAUACCGAGCGACCAUGCCGGGAGGCUGGAUCGAGAACUUUGAGUACAACAUCAUGGUGCUGAGCGACGUGCCCGAAAUCCGAGACGACCCAAAGCACAUCUUCAAGCGCUGGGCAAAUAUAUUCUUCGAGGCCUCUGAGCGCAUGGGGAAGACGCUGCGGAUCGGCGAGGGCGGGCAAAUGCGCCGGUUGAUGCAGGAGGCGGGCUACGUGGACGUUGUCGAGAAGAACUACUCCGUCCCAAUCGGUGCCUGGAGCAGCGAUCCCACCAUGAAGCAGAUUGGGGCGUACAGCCUUGCUUUUCUGGACGAGAGCCUGGAAGGGUUUGCGCUCUUCAUGCUCAAGGAGAUCAUGGGCUGGGACUACAUCGAGGUCCAGGUCUUUGUCUCUGAAAUGCGCAAAAGUUUGCACAACCACAAGAUUAGACCGUACUAUAUAUGCACAAAUGUCUUUUCACGAAAGCCGUUGACCGGAGAGUAA
Molecule: messenger RNA, 1110 nt
Organism: Trichoderma asperellum CBS 433.97
Lineage: Eukaryota; Fungi; Ascomycota; Sordariomycetes; Hypocreales; Hypocreaceae
Molecular function (GO): methyltransferase activity
Source: RefSeq, a predicted model, not a curated record